CCCUGCCCGGAAGUGAUCGCCCCGGCCGGGGUUAAGGGCCGCGGAGAGGUCGGGCCGCGGCCGCCAGGGAGAGGGCUGAUGAGCUUUUGGGAGACUGGGCAGAGCAGCCAGAGAUGCUCCAGCUACAGAGGAUGAGGAGGCUUGCGGGGGCAAACUGCCUGCUCCAGAGACACAGCGCUACGUGGAGGAGCUCUACAAAAAAUGCAUCGUUUUCGGAAGUGCUGCAGCUGGAGGAUAAAAAGCUCACUGGUGUAGUUUUCCCUCUCCAGGGUCUAGAGAAGUAUCUAGCCCCGAACGUGAACACUACAAGCUUCCGGACUUUCAACCCCGGCCUGGAUGACAUCCACAGGGCAGAGGCGCUUUUCAAACCCUCGGGCAAACACGUGAUUGAUUAUUUCAGUUCUGCCGUCCGCAUGGACCAUGCACCACAGCUGUCACAGCCUGAGGUGUGCUUUGUGGGCAGAAGCAAUGUUGGGAAAUCCUCCUUAAUAAAGGCCUUGUUUUCAUUGGCUCCCAAUGUUGAUGUCCGAGUGUCAAAAACUCCAGGCCACACAAAGAAAAUGAAUUUCUUCAAAGUGGGGAAAUACUUUACGUUGGUGGACAUGCCAGGCUAUGGCUACCGAGCCCCGCAAGACUUUGCUGACAUGGUGGAGGCCUAUUUACAAGAGCGUCAGAACUUGAAGAGGACCUUCUUAUUAGUGGACAGCUUGGUAGGAUUUCAGAAAGCAGACCACAUUGCCAUAGAAAUGUUGGAGGAGUUUGGGAUCCCUUACGUUUUUGUGUUAACCAAAAUGGACAAAGCUCCCAAGGGACUGUUGGUUAAAAAUGUACUGGAGAUCCAAGACUUCGCAGAGAAACACACUCAGGGGUGCUUUCCUCAACUCUUCCCAGUCAGUUCCAUAGAGUAUUCUGGCAUCCACCUGCUGAGGUGUUUUAUAGCCCAUGUUACCGGAAACCUUCCCAUGAUGAAUUCUUGACAGCCACAACUCUCCUGUUGUAUUCUACUCAUCCAGCACAACAGUGGUGACAAGGAAGUAGCAAGAACACUCUUUCCUGCUGUAUUGCUGUAGGGCUUCCUACCUGGAGGUGGAAAGGACCUGCCCUUUAAGAAGUUAUGAGAGGAUGAUGACUGAAAAGAAAGUCUGGUACACAGGCUGCAUGGAGUUAUGUGGUACCUCCACUCUAUGCCCCAAAAGGAAAUUACCCUAAUGUAA
Terrapene triunguis (Three-toed box turtle) is the source of this 1214-nucleotide messenger RNA. It is a transcript of the gene GTPBP8, whose product is annotated as GTP binding protein 8 (putative). Gene Ontology annotation, molecular function: GTP binding. The record is from RefSeq and is a predicted model, not a curated record. The coding region runs from base 114 to 977 and encodes 287 amino acids. Lineage: Eukaryota; Metazoa; Chordata; Testudines; Emydidae. Gene Ontology annotation, cellular component: mitochondrion. The transcript is spliced from 8 exons.